Jaculus jaculus (lesser Egyptian jerboa) is the source of this 3628-nucleotide messenger RNA. RefSeq names its product casein kinase 1 delta (gene Csnk1d). The record is from RefSeq and is a predicted model, not a curated record. Gene Ontology annotation, cellular component: nucleus; spindle microtubule; cytoplasm. Gene Ontology annotation, biological process: spindle assembly; peptidyl-serine phosphorylation; non-motile cilium assembly. Bases 303 to 1532 code for a protein of 409 amino acids. The transcript is spliced from 10 exons. Lineage: Eukaryota; Metazoa; Chordata; Mammalia; Rodentia; Dipodidae. Gene Ontology annotation, molecular function: protein serine/threonine kinase activity; ATP binding.
CGGCCGCUCCUUUAGGCAGCAGAAGGGGAAUUUAGGCCCGGAAGAUCCGAGUCCAUCCGCGGCGGGGAGAGGGCGAGCGGGGCCGGCAAGGGCCGGAGCAGCAGCAGCGGCGUUCGGACUGUCCCAUCCGCCCCGUAUUGAGGCGCUGGGAGCGACGGGGCGACCGGAAAACGAUGGUGAAAGCGGGGCCGUGAGGGGGGCGGAGCCGGACCGGACCCGCAGUAGCGGCAGUAGCGGCGCCGCCUCCCGGAGCACAGACCCAGGAAGCGGCCGGGUGGGCAGGAGUGAGCCGCACAGCCGCCAUGGAGCUCAGGGUUGGGAACAGGUACCGGCUGGGCCGCAAGAUCGGCAGCGGCUCCUUCGGAGACAUCUAUCUUGGUACGGACAUUGCUGCAGGAGAAGAAGUUGCCAUCAAACUUGAAUGUGUCAAAACCAAACAUCCUCAGCUCCACAUUGAGAGCAAGAUCUACAAAAUGAUGCAAGGAGGAGUGGGUAUCCCUACCAUCAGAUGGUGCGGGGCCGAAGGGGAUUACAAUGUAAUGGUGAUGGAGCUGCUGGGACCAAGCCUGGAAGACCUCUUCAACUUCUGCUCAAGAAAGUUUAGUCUCAAAACUGUUCUGUUGCUUGCAGACCAGAUGAUUAGUCGUAUUGAGUACAUUCACUCAAAGAAUUUCAUCCACCGAGAUGUGAAGCCAGAUAACUUCCUUAUGGGGCUGGGGAAGAAAGGCAACCUGGUAUACAUCAUUGACUUUGGGUUGGCCAAGAAGUACCGGGAUGCCCGCACUCAUCAGCAUAUCCCCUACCGAGAGAACAAGAACCUCACGGGGACAGCGCGCUACGCCUCCAUUAACACGCACCUCGGCAUCGAACAAUCUCGAAGGGAUGACUUGGAGUCUCUGGGGUACGUGCUGAUGUACUUCAACCUGGGCUCUCUCCCCUGGCAGGGGCUGAAGGCUGCCACCAAGAGGCAGAAGUAUGAGAGGAUAAGUGAGAAGAAGAUGUCCACUCCCAUUGAAGUUCUGUGCAAGGGCUAUCCAUCUGAAUUUGCCACAUACCUAAAUUUCUGCCGCUCAUUGCGUUUUGAUGAUAAACCUGACUACUCGUACCUGAGACAGCUCUUCAGAAACCUGUUCCAUCGCCAGGGCUUCUCCUACGACUACGUGUUUGACUGGAACAUGCUCAAAUUUGGUGCCAGCCGGGCUGCAGACGAUGCUGAGCGGGAACGCCGGGACCGAGAGGAGCGAUUGAGACACUCUCGGAAUCCAGCCACCCGAGGCCUGCCUUCCACAGCCUCCGGCCGCCUGCGGGGAACCCAGGAAGUGGCUCCUCCCACGCCCCUUACCCCUACCUCACACACAGCCAACACCUCUCCUCGGCCUGUCUCUGGCAUGGAACGAGAGCGGAAAGUGAGCAUGAGGCUGCACCGUGGUGCCCCAGUCAACGUUUCUUCAUCUGAUCUCACGGGCCGACAAGAUACCUCUCGCAUGUCCACCUCACAGAAUAGCAUUCCUUUCGAACACCUCGGCAAGUAGCUGCUCGUCUCCAUCGGAAGGCAGCACUGGAUUCCCGGUCGGGUGGCUUCCAGUGGUCUUCAGUCUGUCGUGCACCGAUGAGAACUCUCCUUUUUGCUGUGAAGGGCAGACAAUGCAUGGCUGAUCUACUCUGUUACCAAUGGCUUUACUAGUGACACGCCCCCCGGUCUAGACCCGAAAUGUUAACGCCGGGAGCUCUCCAGGCCACUCACCCAGCGACGUUCAUGGGGAAUCAAAAUAAACUAAACGGACAGGCUCCAAGAGCUGCCAUCACCAGGGCUGCCACCAUGGCCCCACAUGAGCUCAGAUACCACGGGGCUGGGAAGAAGAACAGAGUCUGGGAGACCAUUGCAGAGAGAACCAGACUCCUGUGAAGAGCCUCUCAGCUCCCACCAGUGGUGGCGGACCUGCACUCCCUGAUGAUCCCACCGCAGCUACCACUCUUCUACUUGGUUAAGACAGUUUUGUAUCAUUUUGCUAAAAAUUACUGGCUUAAAUCUGUGUAAAGAAAACCUGUCUUUUUAUUGUUUCUUUCUUGUCUGUUUUUGCGGUCUUCAAAAAGAUGACAACCUUAAUGAGUCCUAAGACAUGCUGGCUUUUGAGCAUCUCUAUAAGGAGGAGGCAGACAGGAGAGGGGCACCUUGGAGUGUCAGGGACGUGUGUUGUUUUCUUGUGUUGUGCUGUUCACUUUGGAGAGAAUUUCUCAUCAGAAGUUAAUGUAUGAGUGUAUGUCUUGUGGGCCCCUGCCAUCCCAGUUUGGGCACUUCCCCUUACCACUAUGAACUGAAAUGCCUGCCAUUGUCAGAGCAGGUAGAAAGCAGACUGCUGUGAAGCAAGGGUGCAACAGAAGUGUCCCCAGCAAAGCAUGUUGUGCUCUUCCCAGAGAAGUCAAGAACUCUGAAGAACUUGCACACGGAGGCCUUGAGAGCCCAGUAGGAUGCUGGGAAUUUCCAAGAUUCAAAGUUGAAUAUGUAUUUCUGGUUUCUAGGGAGAGGACUGUGAAACAGUGUGUGGGUUGUGUUGGGGGUCGCAUCUUGUCAUUGUGGUGGUGGUGGUUGCCUAUAUGCCUUUGAAUUGGGAAUUUGCUGAACAAACUAAGUACUACCAUGCCACUUUGGUUUGUUACUGCCUCUACUCAUAGCCAGGGAGCAGGCUGUCCUCGGCACCAUUGUUCAGAGGGACCAGUGGCUGGAGGGAAUCUACCUUGAAGUGCCAAGAAGCAGGUGCCUGCCCACCUGAAUCUAGAACCUUCCCCUCCAGAAAAGUGGUGCCACACAUCAUGGCCAUCUGCAGGCUGGGUUGUACUGUCACCACUCUGUGGUCAGGAUGCCAAGAUGCUCUUCCUUACCAUGUGCCACUGAUGCAGAGACAGCAGAGCCUGAGCUCCCCCAUCUGGUAAUGGGGUGUGGUAUACAUUGAGUCCGUUUCCACUUCUGUCAGCCUGUUUUGCAAGGAAUGGGGCUUCUCAUAGCUGUGGUGUCAGAAGAUGCCACCAUGGCUUUUCCCUCCUUUCUGUAGUUGCCUGGCACUGACAGCUGGCCCUUGGGCACACUUCUAGUGUACAUUAGCAUCUCAGUGUGACUGUCAGGCAGCCACCUGAGCCUGUGGGUGCUUCUUCCUGAAUCCUGAGCUGGUUACUUCACAUUUCAGUGAGCAGGCCCUUGACUCCGUGGGGCUUGUGUGUCUGGGAGUACAGUGGGAGGUCAUGGGGGGGGGGGUCAGGGCAAGUUUGAGGUUCAUGUUGCAAACCCUUCAUCAGAGUUGGGCCUCCCCUCCUAGAAGCUGUUACUGGUGGCAGCAGCCCUGCCUGGUGUGCUUGUUGUAGAUAGCUGUGGUAUCAGCAGGAUGGUAGGGUGUAGCCUGGCCCUGUUCUGCUGGGUUGUGUUGAGUGGACCCAUCCCAAGUCCUGGAGGGUGUGGCUGUGACGGUUCUUGCCCAAUAUUUAAUCCCAUCAUCACUUGCAGGAAGCGUAGAUAGAAUGUGUGUAUCAACCUGUGUCUUGGUGACCAGUCUCUGAGCUGUGCGUUUGUACUACCACUGUAUUUGUGUACUUUAACAAUUGUGUAAAUAAUAAAUUCAUAAUGACUUCUACCUUU